Molecule: messenger RNA, 5529 nt
Organism: Megalopta genalis
Lineage: Eukaryota; Metazoa; Arthropoda; Insecta; Hymenoptera; Halictidae
Source: RefSeq, a predicted model, not a curated record
GCUACGCGCUGAUGAGGAUCGUCGAGGUCUACAAGGAGAUCCAGGACCAGGAAAUGAAUAUCUUGAAGGCGUUCUACGUGGAUCUGCUGGUCCCCCUCGAGACGAACCUGGAGAAAGACACGAAGGUGGUCCAGAGCGAACAGAAGAAGUUUCUCCAGCAGCACAAGACCAGGUCCGAAACGUACAGCAAGGCCGCCGCGACGAUGAAGAAGCAGAGGAAAAAGUCGAGGGGCGCCAGCAAGAGUGGACUCGCCAUGGACAAAGAGCUGAAGAACAUGCAGAUCCUCGAGGAAGAGAAGUCCAAGCUAGACGCCUUUUGUGAGCAGAGCUUGAAGAACGCGAUGACGCAGGAACGAAGGAGGUACGGCUUUGUUCUCGAGCGACAAUGCUCCUUGGCGAAACAUUAUGCGAGUUUUCAUGAGUUCACGUUAGCUGCUCUUCAUCCCUCGGUUGAUAAGUGGCGCGAGGUAGCUGCUACCAGGGAAUACUUGCCCCAAUCCGUGGAAGAUAUGUUCGCCUCCAGACUUAGGCAAGUUUCAUUUUGGCCCGAGGACGAAGAAAAUGGCGGCUCGGAGCUUACGAUGAGCUCGCAAUUGAGGAAGACUAGAAGCAUGGACAGCUCUUGCUUGGAACUUCGACCUGGACCGCCUUCCGGAAACGUGUCGAGCACCACUUAUCAAGGCCCAUCAUCGCACCUACCUACAGCUCUGUCUAGAGCAAGGUCGGAAGCCAACCUUCACGCUUCAACGUUAUCUUUGGACCCGGAGGUUCCGGAUAUCCCGCCGAGGCCGAGGUCCAUGGCGCCUCCAGCAUCACGCAACAGCGGCAGCGUGGGCGGGGGCGGCAGUGGCACUGGGGUGAGUUCCGGUGGUUGGGGCGAUGCACCCCUCGCGAGGGCUGUCUAUGCCUAUUUGAGCUCCGGGGAAAAUCAGCUGAGCUUCCUGGAGGAUGAUCUCAUCGCAUUAAUGGGAGAUCGUCAGAAGGGCUGGCAAUUUGGGGAGAAUCUGCGCACGCACAGCUCCGGAUGGUUCCCACUGGCUUACACAGAAAUUAUUAUCGACGAUACUCUUGGAUCGCCAAGUCAUGGAACAAACAAUGGUCGUGCGUCGGAGCCACAGGCAGUUCCACCCUGCAAGCCUCCACCUUGUCGGCCGCCGGUGACACCGAGUAGCAUGGAUGAAGUGUCGAGUGGUUUCCACGGAGUGGGGAACAACAUCGCCAACAACAGCAACAACAAUAACAGCACCGGCACUCCGACUAACGUGCCGAACAGCAACAGUUCUCACAAUCUGGCUACACCCACUGCACGCCAGUCGAAACCGAUCCGUCCAUCGGGCACGUUGCCCACCGUUUUGGCUGGUGGUCGCAGGAUACAGCCACCUGCUCCGCCAGUUCCGCCGCCGCAGGUCGUCACGUCGCUUCACAGCAGCAACGACAGCGGGUUCUCGAACGAGCCACCGGCCCAGCCUGACAUCGACUACAGCGACGACGAGGCGAUGAGACAACGAAGAAGAAAGCCACGCGCCGAUAGAAUCGCCGAGGCCGCUAAGCAGCACCAGCACCAGCACCAGCACCAACACCAGCAGCAGCAGCAGCAGCAACAGCAACACCAGCAGCAGCAGCAGCAACACCAGCAGCAGCAACAACAGCAACAACAUCAGCAAUCCCAGCAGCAGCAGCAGAAGGAGGAGAAGUCCGGCGGCAAGGACUGGGAGAACGACUCCUGGAAAACGAUACCGAGGGACGAGAAGAGCUGGCAGCUGUACAGAACCGCGAUGGACCUGUGGGCGGAGUCGAACGCGAACCCGAGCAACGAGAACGGCGAGACCAGGUACACAUCUAGCCGGCACUACGACAGCCAAGAACGCAAGAACGGCCGGGACUACUCUGACCGUGGCACCAUGGAGAACGGUCCUAGCCGGAAGUCGGGCAAGAAGUCGCAGGAGAAGUCGAAGAAGAACGAGUACGAGGGCCGUGGUGGUCACGGGAACGCGAACCACAAGAACAAGAUGAUGAACAACGAGGAGCAGUUGCGAAGUUCGUCCAGGAGGAACAACGAACAGGCCGAGCAGAACCGUCGCGAAGCUAAACGCGGCAAGGAGCCGGUGGAGACGGAGGAGGACGAGAUCGAGCUGGAGGAGGAGGAGGAGGACAGCUACAGCGGCCGGAUCGAUUAUCAGAAGUACGAGGGUAAAAAGUAUUACGGGGACCGGUCGGAUGGUCCGGAACGGAAUUCUCGCCGCGGAGGAGGAGGCGGCUAUCGUCCGGUGGAGCAGGAGGAGCCGAAAUACGAGAACGAGAAGUCGUCGUCCGGCUCGUCAUCGGGCACCGACGACGAGAGCACGAUCACGAUCCCGGAGACCGGCCGGAAAGUGGAGCACAUCGCUCAGAAGCUCGAGCAAACCGCGCAGAAAUACGCCAGGGAGCACAGUCCGCCCAAGUUCAUCGAGCGUAGGAACGACUAUCGCAGUUACGACCGCCGUGAGGAGAAGCAAGCGCCGCCACCCUACGAGAGAUACAACGAGGGUGACAGGGGUCGGGAGUCGCAGAGAUUCGAGCGGGAGAGAGACCGUUACUUCGACAAAUCGCCGGCCAUGCCGCAGAAGACCUCCACUUACGAGCGCGACAGGACCUUCGAGAAGAAUCCCGACCGGAACCGGAACAUCGAGCGCGCUUCCGGGAGAAGGUUCGAGAGACCAAGACCGCCGUCCGAGGAAGCUCCCGAGAGGCCUACCGAGCCUCGGAGCGUCUACAGGGAGCGCAGGUUCUCCGACAAAGAGGAGGCCAUCUACGGCGAGACGAGAUUUGUCAGGGAGGUCACCGUGGACAAGGAGCGAGGCUACGAGUCGAACUUCGAGACGAAGCUGGAGAGGACGAAGGUGAUCGAGAGACACGGAUAUCAGAACCAGCUCGGGCAAGGCAACCUUCAGAAGUUCCCGAGGAACGGGACCAGGAGCAUGGAGAAGAACGACACGAACAACAAUACCUUGAAAGACGACAACAGGAAGCCGCUGCUGCCGCGACAGACGACAGCGGUGGGACACUUGAUCCAGACCGGCAGAGCGUUCGACGAGUCGAAGAGUCCCAAGCUGGUGAAGAGGACCAAGUCUUUCUGGAGGUUCAGAAGGGACUCCGAUGUCCUGGAGGGCAUGGCGCUCUGGCAGCAUAGGUCCUUGGUGGACAUUCCUAAGAUGAUUAAGAAGGAGACGAAGGAGGACGUCGGGAACUCCGAGGAGCCCAAGAAGCCCAGCCCGGAAGGCAGCCCUAACUCUCGCCACAGUAUAGAGACCAGAAACAGCGACGUAACGAUCACCAACGAGACACGGCCGGAGGAUUUGAAGCCAGCGGAGAGGAGCCAUGUGCCGGAGAAGUCCGAUUAUUUCGAGGACUUCCCAACGCCGGCCGAGAGACCGAAGGCAGUCGAGAGGUCCGAGUACCGGAUGCAUCAGGAGGAGAGGUCCUAUUUCAUGGGCAAUGUGUCCCGGAAAGCCAUCAUCGAGAAGGAGCGGAAACGGAGCCUGGAGGCCAAGCGGAACAUGAUCGUGGCUGAGCUGAAGGAGAACAAUGAGGCGAAGAGAAACGAGAGGAGGAAAAAGUACACAGACGACGAGGACGGGAUGACGCAGAACUUCAGCGAGACAGAGGCGUCCGACGAGGAGUCCACGUAUAGUUGCAUCGUAGUCAAGGACCAAACGGUCGCCGAGAAGACCCUAUUGCCCAGGACCAAGCUGCGCAGGGAUUCCGAUCGCGAGAGGGAUAAAAAUACGUGCGGACCCUGGUACGAUCUCUGGGGAGUGGACGCCUCGGUGAACAAGAAGAAGAAGAAGCAACAGUAAACCUAGAGAAUCCCCUGGCCGUGGCGACACGUUGGCUCUUGUUGACGGUCGUCGAUCGUCCGGAACAGGAGAACCAGUCCCGAACAGAAUGGACGCGCAACUCACGGUCCGCUUUUUAUGAUUUCUAUUCAGAUUUGUUUUGUUUUUUAGUUAUCGUUAUCACCCCGACUUUCUCACGUCACGAACAGACCUUCCCAUUGCUCCCGAAGUAUCCGAACACUAGACGUGCGCUGGUACUCGCAUCUCGCCAGCCGAGCCGAACUCGGUUCGAUUUUUUCCAGUUACUCGAAAUCGACGAACUGUUCGAACGUGCGAGUUACUUGAAAAAUCCGAAUUCGCGAACGCUCCUAAAAUCACGAAGUAGAAUCUCGAUUAUCCUUGAAUAUCGAAGUUCUCAAAUCAAUUAGAAAUCAAUUGAAAUUGAAACUGACACUGUAAUCUUAAAUAUCCUGUAGAUCCUUGAAAAAUGCGAUUCCUGAUGUCAUUUGAAGCAACUUUUUCCUUAGCGAAAAUCUUCUCGACGGCUUUGUUAACGAGUUAUCAACGAAAAUCGCGAACCAAUCAGAGAACGAGUGCGACUGACGCGCCGCCCUCGCGGCCACUUCCACGUCGAGCUAGUCAUCACGUUGGAAUCCGUUCACUGUACUCGUUCUUUGAUUGGUCCGCGUUUUUCGUUUAUAACUCGUUAACAAAGCAGCGGAGAACAUUUUCGUGAAGGAGAAAAAUUCUUCGAAUGACCUCGGGAAUCACCUCUUUCAAGGACUUACAACAUUUUUGAGACACCUUAGUAUGCAGGUGUCUCUAAUGCAUGUGUACUCUAAUUAAUAUGCUUUAUCAGAUCAAGCAUGAGCAUUUGAGCCGAUCGCAUUUUUUCGAACAGUUCGCAACGAUCUCGAAUAUCUCGAUGAAUUCGAACGCUCGACUCGGCUCGAAAGAUCGAUCAUUGCUCGAUUCGAAUAAAUCGAGUACUGGCGCACCUGUACCGCACACCUAUCUUACCAGCAAGCGUAGCUGUUGCUCGAUUACGUUUCCCGCUCUCGUCGGCGCUCGUUCACGAUCAAAUCGACCAGUUGACGUUAAUCGAGCCUCGCGGAGCGUGCUGAUGAACCGAUACGCGUCCACGUGACGAGUGGGUUCGUAUCGCGACGGAAAAACAACGUUAUGGAUGGUGAUUCAAUCAUAACUCUUGUUCGAUCUGUCGUUACAGGACACCGCUGUAAUUCGUUGAUGCUUGGAUUGCUCCUGCAAAGUGGCACGUACAAUAAUUAUUCAUAGUUUAGCGUAGCCGGCUCCUUGAUAUGUUUGUUUUCGCAUGUUCACGCACCGCCUGCCAACGAGUGCGCUCCAUUGCAUGUCGCAUCGCAGACACUCGGCGCAGUUUUGAUUUUUAAUUAAUUUAUAGCGAAUUGCUGCUGGCGGAACGUCGCUUUCCGUUUGUUCGAGGACGCGAGCACGAGUUUACUCGGCUAUCGAAUAUUCAGAGUUUCUUUGUUUUAGAGACCAUUUCUGUGGACAUGAUUCAGAUGCAACGUUUCGUUGACUGUGCGUUGAAUCUCGUUACUGUAUUCUUUAUGCAUUAGAAUGCAAGAUAAUCUUGAUGUUACUCUUUUCAUUUCACAAGGAGAUGGGGACAAAAUUAUUUUUCUCAAGCACCAGAGCUGGGUAAUAUUUAUAAAGAGAAUAUUUGAAAUAA